This is a messenger RNA of Botrytis porri, 1374 nucleotides long. RefSeq lists its product as uncharacterized. Lineage: Eukaryota; Fungi; Ascomycota; Leotiomycetes; Helotiales; Sclerotiniaceae. Gene Ontology annotation, molecular function: flavin adenine dinucleotide binding; oxidoreductase activity, acting on CH-OH group of donors. The record is from RefSeq and is a predicted model, not a curated record. The coding region runs from base 1 to 1374 and encodes 457 amino acids. The transcript is spliced from 5 exons. Gene Ontology annotation, biological process: secondary metabolite biosynthetic process.
AUGAUUACAUCAUUGUUGGCGGUGGAACCAGUGAACUGGAAUUUCGUUUCCGCACCCGCCGAAACACUGCCAAAUGCAACUUUCAACGUCUACAUCGCGGAUGUAGUAGGAGGUAGUUCAAUACACAAGGGUAUAUUUGCCGAUCGAGGAUCUAAAGCAGACUAUGAUGCAUGGGGAACUCUCAUCGGAGACGAUACCUGGAGUUGGGAAGGACUCUGUCCCUACUCCAUCAAAAGCACGACUUACACUCCACCAUCAGAGGAACUAAAAACACAUUUCGAUAUCAGGAAUAACGCUUCAGCAUAUGGGAAUGGACCUAUCCAAAUCAGUUAUCCUUCUAUCAUCUUUCCCGAUUACAGCAACCAAACUCUAGCCGCGGAAGAUAUUGGAAUCAAUAUAUCUGAUGCAUCGGAAUUCGGUAAUGCGAUUGGUUUCUGCUGGGUUCCUCAGACUCUUGAUCCCAAAACGAGGUUUCGUUCGCAUUCAUGCAUCGCUCAUUAUGAUCCUAUUGCUCGCAGACCAAAUCUUCAUCUCAUCACGGGUCAUUUAGUGGAAAAGAUUCUUUGCGAUGACAAUCUCACUGCUACUGGUGUGAAAUUCACAUCUGUCCAAACAAAUCAUACACAUAUAGUAUCAGCAAAUAAAGAAGUUAUUUUAGCAGCCGGAGCGAUCAACACACCCAAGCUUCUACAACUCAGUGGGAUAGUUUCCAGACACGCACUCGAAGCUGCGGGGUGGAGGUUCUCCUCGAUGCACCGGCUCUGGAAUGUUACGAAUUCGGCGUUUCCGAAUGAUGCGACGACUGCGAUGAAUGUUUCGUAUAAUGCGAGUGCGUGGCAGGAAUACAUCACGAAUCAUACGAGCAUACUGAAUACAUCACAUGGACCAUGUACUCAAGGCACUUCUCCAGAUGCAGCAUUUAUCUCUCUCUCUCAACUCACAUCCCAAAGCCAAGAAAUCAUCGAUCAAGCACGCGCUCAAAAUGUAUCGUACUACCUCCCACCCAUCUAUCGUAACAAUCCAGCACUCCUCAAAGGGUAUCUAGCUCAACGUGAUAUCAUCCUCGAUCAUUUCUCCCGAGCCGACGCAGCAGUAAAAGAAAUUCCCGUUGGCACCACAGGUCCCAGCGCCUGCGCCGUCGGAAAACCUCUCUCCCGAGGAAUCAUCACACUCUCCUCCUCUUCCCCCCAUUCCCAACCCAUCAUAAACCCACCACACAUUUUUCUCCCCUACCGACUCCCUCAUUCUCACCUCCUUCAUCCGCUUCAUCCGCUCCUAUUAUUCCUCCCCCCUGCUGUCCUCCUACUUCCCCACCGAAAACUUUCCCAGUCCCACAGCUCAAACAGAUGCCGAGAUUUUCGCCGCGCUGAUUAG